CAAUUCACAACUCGACGUUUGUCAAAUUGGCAGGAUUAUUCAUUUUAUUGUUUACCAUUUAAAAUAUUAUAUUCGUAGCUUACAAAUUUACAUUUUUAUAAUAUUUUAAAAAUUUUAAUGAGGACUUACAUAUGACCAGUGUCAUGCUUUAAAUAUGGCCUUACCUCAAAAAAAAUAUUAUCGACAACGUGCGCAUUCUAACCCUAUUGCUGAUCAUUGUUUUGAAUAUCCAGCCAGUCCUGAUGAUUAUGAUUGGUCAAACCUAUAUCCAAUUAUAAAAACAAACGAACUUUACAAAAAUAAUUUGGUUGAGUUCUUAGAUGUUGGAUGUGGAUAUGGAGGACUUCUGGUUACACUUUCUUCAAUGUUCAAAGAAAAUCUUAUCCUGGGUCUAGAAAUAAGAGUGAAAGUUUCAGACUAUGUGAAUGAUAGGAUUCAAGCUUUGAGAAAGCAAAAUGAGAAUGAGUACCAAAAUAUUGCUGUAUUACGUACCAAUGCAAUGAAAUAUUUGCCAAAUUUUUUUAGGAAGGGUCAGCUUAAAAAAAUGUUCUUCUUAUAUCCAGAUCCUCACUUCAAAAAAGCCAAACAUAAAUGGAGGAUUAUUAAUAAGUGGCUACUUUCUGAAUAUGCAUAUGUGUUAGCAGAACAGGGUAUUGUCUACACAAUCACCGAUGUGAAAGAUUUACAUGAAUGGAUGGUCAGUCAUUUUGAAGAGCAUCCAUUAUUUGAGAGGAUAACUGGUGAUGAAUUGGAAAAUGAUGUUAUAGUGGAGAAACUCUUUGAGAGCACUGAAGAAGGACAAAAGGUAACAAGAAAUAAUGGUGAAAAGUUUCUUGCUGUUUUCCGACGAGUUUGUGAUAAAUUUACUAAAAAUGUUAAAUGAAAUAAUACAUUGUUAUCUAUAAAAUG
Messenger RNA from Colias croceus (clouded yellow), 909 nucleotides. Its product is annotated as tRNA (guanine-N(7)-)-methyltransferase. The record is from RefSeq and is a predicted model, not a curated record. Lineage: Eukaryota; Metazoa; Arthropoda; Insecta; Lepidoptera; Pieridae. The coding region runs from base 155 to 883 and encodes 242 amino acids. Gene Ontology annotation, biological process: tRNA methylation; RNA (guanine-N7)-methylation. Gene Ontology annotation, cellular component: tRNA methyltransferase complex. Gene Ontology annotation, molecular function: tRNA (guanine(46)-N7)-methyltransferase activity. The transcript has 6 exons.